This is a messenger RNA of Dicrocoelium dendriticum, 1347 nucleotides long. The record is from the annotation of a GenBank genome assembly. Lineage: Eukaryota; Metazoa; Platyhelminthes; Trematoda; Plagiorchiida; Dicrocoeliidae.
AUGGAAAUGCUUCUGCUUUCAAUCCUUGGUCCUGCACUGCGUUGUCAAUGGCAACUGUCAUCAAACGAAGUUGCAGCCAUCACCACAGUAGUAUUCGUCGGCUACUUCAUUGGUUCUCCCAUUUGGGGGUACGUCUCAGACAAAUUUGGACGAUGGCCAACGGUUUUCACAGUUUUAUCAAUGAUCUCCUACUACGGGUUUCUCACCGCUGCGAGUCCCAACUAUUUGUGGAUCCUUGUGUUGCGGUUCAUGGUUGGGUUUGCCAUCGGAGGAGGGAGUAGCAGCUUUAUGCUUCUAUCGGAAUUUCUACCUGUGAAGCACCGGGCCAGAGUCUUGAUCGCCUUUCAGAUCUUUUGGGCCAUCGGAAGCACACUUGAGGUUGGCCUUGCCUAUCUCAUCUUGCCAAGAUUCGGUUGGCGGUGGCUGGUGUUUGCCUCCGCUGUGCCACUGACUCUUUUCCUCAUCCUCUUGAAGUUUCUUCCAGAAUCCCCGCGAUAUUUGGUUACAGCGGGCAACACAGCAAAGGCUGAGGUGGUGAUCAAGCAGCUAUUUGCAGCGAAUAGAACCAAACCAAUUGAUGGUCGUCUAAUUGCAUCUCCUGUCCCGGAAAGACAACUUGGCCAUGUAAAGCAAUUGUUCAGCCGGAUGUAUUUGUGUACUUCAUUAGUGCUACCGAUGUUGUGGUUUACCGCCGCAUUCAUUUACUACGGCAUUGUACUUCUGAGCGCAGAAAUCUUCCGAUUUCGUCAUGAAUGCUUUGGAGAAACAAGCCGUGCACCAGUAUUCUACAGCAAUUCUACACACAGUGAACUGUUACCCCCGAAGCUGGAUACCUCGUGUUGUAAAGAGCUGAGUGACGACGAUUUUAUUGCUAUGCUAAUCUCCUCUGUCGGGGAGUUUCUUAAUGCUCCACUAAUCAUUGUGGUGAUCGAUUUCUUCGGUCGCAAAGCUACUAUGGCUACGUGGAAUGGACUGACCGGUGCGAUGUUCUUUUUGCUCUACGUUUGUAUGUCCAAAAAAGCGAUGACCGGCGUGUUGUUUAUGGUGCGUGCUUUUACUGCCGGUCUGCUCAGUCUCACUUACUUGUACACAACUGAGGUUUAUCCCACCACUGUCCGAGCUAUUGCAGUCGGGUUAUUCAGCUCUAUCUCUCGGCUCGGAGCCAUCACCACUCCAUACGUGGCCCAAGUCAUGAUGCCAGAAGUUUCACAAAUCGGUGCCUUGGCAUUCUACGCUUCAGCUGGCUUAGUAUGCUGCGUGCUAAGCAUCCUGUUGCCAAUCGAGACAGCAGGUCGGGAACUCCCAAACACUGUUGAAGAGUCAAAAUCGGAGCCUCGAGAGAAGUAA